This is a messenger RNA of Gilbertella persicaria, 928 nucleotides long. RefSeq lists its product as uncharacterized. Gene Ontology annotation, molecular function: calcium ion binding. NCBI's taxonomy places the organism in Eukaryota, Fungi, Mucoromycota, Mucoromycetes, Mucorales, Choanephoraceae. The coding region runs from base 38 to 688 and encodes 216 amino acids. The record is from RefSeq and is a predicted model, not a curated record. The transcript is spliced from 5 exons.
GGUUCUCUUUUAUUUUCUUCUUCUUUCUUAAAACAUAAUGUCUUAUCAACCUCCUCCCCCUCCUCAAUAUAAUCAACAACAACCCCCACCACAACAAGGAGGAUACAAUCCUCAACAAGCUUAUUAUGGUCAACAAGCUGCUGGAGCUCCUCCAAGUGCUGUAGAUCAACAGCUAUAUGGCUGGUUUAAAGCAGUUGAUACAGAUGGCUCAGGUCAACUCUCAGCUGACGAACUUCAAAGAGCCUUGAUUAACGGUGACUGGAGUCCUUUUAAUAUCGAAACAGUUCGUCUUAUGGUGAACAUGUUUGAUACUGAUAAUAGCGGCACUAUUGGAUUUAAUGAAUUUGCUGGAUUAUGGAAAUAUAUUGAAGACUGGAAGCGAUGUUUCCAAGCCUUUGAUGUCGACCAUUCAGGAAGUAUCAACCAAGCUGAAAUGGGUAACGCCUUAAGAUCUUUUGGCUUUAAUGUUUCACCUAAAUUCAUUCACACUCUUAUUCAGAAGUUUGACCGUUAUGCCACUAUUAAAAAUACAGGAAAAGGAGACGUUUCAUUCGAUAAUUUCGUCCAAGCUUGUGUCACAGUCAAGACCUUGACUGAUUCUUUCAGACAAUUCGAUAAUGAUAAUGACGGUUGGGUUCAGAUUAACUAUGAACAGUUUUUGGACCUUGUUGUUCGUCAACGCGCUUAAAUAAAAAGAUUACGUAUAUUUUGAGUAAACGAAUUCAUGCUUUUCUUAACCUUUUUUAGACGAGAUAUUUUAAUAACCAUGUAAAGUCAAAGAAUGGUUACUGUGUAAUAAAUGAGCACAAUAACGUUGAAAAAAUCAAAAACAAGCACAACUAAAAAUGGCCUUUAAAUGCUGAUAAGCAUGUAUGCUAAGAAAAGAAGAAAGAAAAAAAAAAGAAAAAAAAAAGAGAACACAAGAACA